Messenger RNA from Dermacentor andersoni, 408 nucleotides. The record is from RefSeq and is a predicted model, not a curated record. Lineage: Eukaryota; Metazoa; Arthropoda; Arachnida; Ixodida; Ixodidae.
CAUUAGAAACUCAAGCUAUGAAGAAUGGCAACGUGACCAUUUGGGACGUUGCCCUGCCAGCGUGCGAGUCGGCAGGACCGUUGUGGAGCGACUCGUACCUGCGUUGCUUUGUGCAGCACACUUCACUCAGCGGUUGGCACCCUUGCUGCACUGCACCGAUGGGGACGCAUCCGCAGGCCGUGCUAGACGCCAGACUCAGGGUCCUUGGCGGCGUUAAAAAACUGCGCGUUGUGGAUGCCUCAUCGAUGCCUUACCUUCCGGCGGGAAACCUUAAUGCACCACUUAUGAUGAUGGGACACCGAGCAGCCGCCAUGAUUAUCGAAGACAACUCGGUUCAAGAGUAAAAACAAAUAAAACAGUCCCGUAAUGAAGAAUCAACAUGCUGCCUUUAAAUAAAAGCUGAUGUCA